Molecule: messenger RNA, 1780 nt
Organism: Mizuhopecten yessoensis (Yesso scallop)
Lineage: Eukaryota; Metazoa; Mollusca; Bivalvia; Pectinida; Pectinidae
Product: N-acetylglucosamine-1-phosphodiester alpha-N-acetylglucosaminidase-like
Exons: 12
Coding region: 463-1668 (401 amino acids)
Source: RefSeq, a predicted model, not a curated record
UGGAGAUGUUCACAAAGGUUGUUAUUAUAGAAACACAUAGCCAUUGGUUCGACGCAUUCCACCCGAAUUAGUGGGGACCUAUAACAUGACGCAGAGAGGAGGUCUGAGAUUUACUGGACUGAUCCAACUCGUCAUCGGUUUGCUGUGCUUGUCUACGAUCAGGAUCGUUAACUAGCUUAAAUUAAGCGUAAACACGAGUUGGUGUCCAAAGAUGAAGUCAGGCAAUGUAGCAUACUCCACCAUCAGAUCGAACGGAUUCAAGGACAAGUCGUUCCGAUCUCCUCUCGUGGACUAUCGCUACGCCUACGAGAAACUGGGGGAACACCACGUGGUGUUACGUCACGUGCUCGUAAAUUACCCAUACAGACUUUGUCCGUCCAUGAACCAUGGCAACCAGGUGGCUGCCACCUCAACCGUACAUUGGUGACAAAGACAACGGAACAUAAAUCCUGUGUAGUAGCAAUGAACGCAGGGUUUUUCUACGAGUUUGGAGCAGGGGCAGGAUGUUUUGGGAAUAUUAUUAGUGACGGUAGACUUGUGCGUGACUCAGGUGGAAUACAAAAUGCCUAUUUUGGUAUUAAAGAAAAUGGCGAUGUUUUUACCGGUUACCUAACAGAAGCUGACAUAGCCAAAGAGAAGUUUAUCCAGCUGGUGAGCGGAGUAAUUUGGUUGAUACGAGACGGUAAAGUCAACAUAAACACCAGUAUGGAUUACGAAUGUCCCGAGGCACUACCAGCAUCAAUACAAAAUUUCUCCAGCUCAGUAUCGGCCAGGUCAGCUGUGGCGGUGGAUAGGCAAGGCAGGGUUAUAUUGAUGCAGGUGGAUGGAAACACACACGAAAGAGGUAUCAACCUGUUCGAGUUUGCUGAUAUGAUGUUGAAGUAUGGUGUCGUACAGGCCGUUAACUUAGACGGGGGAGGAUCCUCAUCUCUGUUGAUAAAGGGAAUACUAGUGAACAACCCUCCAGACAUAUGUAAGGAUGAUACUAGGUUUCGGUGUCCCCGGCCUGUAUCUACGAUCCUCUGUGUACACGAGCCGGUCUGUGAUCCUCCGGGCUGUUCAGGACACGGUCAGUGUAUAAAGGGAAGGUGUGAGUGCUACUAUCCAUGGACUGGACAAGGCUGUACAACACUUAAAUGUUAUAAAGACUGCUCCUUCAACGGAAGAUGUACUCCACGUGGUUGCGUGUGCAAUGCCGGCUUUCAUACGUUAGAUUGUGUUCAACAAUGUCCAGAAGGACAUUAUGGUAUAGGAUGUUCGAACGUGUGUUUAUGCCUAAAUGGAGCCACUUGUAAUGCUGUGGACGGAUCAUGUGACUGUGCCGCGGGAUACACAGGACGAGCAUGCGCAGAAGUUUGUGAUUUCGGGUAUUAUGGAAUAGGAUGUAGCCAAAAAUGCCAAUGUAAAGAUGUCUGUCCUUGUCACCAUGUCACGGGAAGCUGUCAUGGGACCGAGCUUAAAAAACAAUUAUCACGAGUGUAUCAGUGUUUUGCCAAUGGAAGUAUAGAAGAAGAGAAACAAGUGAUAUCCGAUCACACGACCUAUGAAAUGAUGACAAUAGCACUCGUGGUACUAGGACUGGAAGCAUCUAUCAGCACUAUUAUCAACAUCCUUCUAUUAUAUAGAUUGUUCGUGACGUCACCACAUGAACGAUGUAAACAGCCGUAACGGUACAAACUAGCACGUGUAGAAUAUUGCAUGAUAUAAAGUGUCGUAAUGCGAACCUUCACAACGUGGGCAUGUGUAUGUGGGAUAAGUAUGUUGCACUGAUGUUAUAGUG